GUACACAACAGAGUACGAUGAACACUGAGGUUGGCUGGCAGACGACAUAAAUACAUUAGGGAAUUCAUAAAGAGUGAAAUCUGCUGCGUGGUGAUGGCAUCCAGAUAUGAGCUCUCUGAGAGUCAAAGUGUCAUUCCAGUGCUGAUGGGCAGAGACAGGAACAUGACCCUUGUACUGGACACUUCUGAGGCCAUGGCUACUGUUCUGGGAACCGUGAAGAACCUGAUCAUUCAGACUCUUCUCAGUAAAGCUUCACUCAGGAACUCCCUCUUUAACAUCAUCACCUUUUCAUAUAAGGUGAUGCCGUGGUCUGAUCACAUGAUCCCUUGUGCCCCAGAUACGGUGUACGAGGCACUAGGCUGGAUCCACACUCUGAGGACGAGUCCUGGAAAUGAUCUCCUCACAGCACUAACCACGGCAUUCUCUGAUCCAGGCUGUCAGUCUGUCCACCUUGUGACCAACAGUCUUCCGGACAACGCAGAGAAAUGUCUGAAUGCGCUGUCUGCCUUUCAGACACGCCCUGUUCAUACAUUUUACAUAUCUGAAAGAGAGGCUUUAGACAGUGACACUUCAGACUUCUUGAAGUGCUUCACCGCAGCCACUAGAGGGAGCUGUUACAGGCUGUCUCUAAAUUUAGAUGGCACAUCUGAGAAGGUAACUCUGUUGCACUCAACAGAUACACUCAGCCAGAUUAAAGAUCCAUCAACCUCAGAGGACGGACAGCGUCAGGCAAUGUGUUUCAACCUCACACAUGCAAUCCAUCUUUCACCAUAUUGGUGCUGUACCAGAAAUCCCUUUACUGGAACACCAUGUGUUGCAGCUAGAGUGAUGAGAGGUGCUGAGUUCUUUCCAGGCUGUCGUGUGUUAGCCAGGAGGGAGGCUGACGGACUCUACUACAUGGGGACAAUUGGAAACCAGCAACAGGACAGGGGAGGAAUGUUUCUGGUGGCGUUUGAUAAACCUGGGACCCAAGGCACACACAUGGCGUGGACCCAGUUGACAUGCCAGCCUGACAUGGUAAACAUUUCUCUGGCACAUGGGCAUGCUAUAGCACCAGGGGAUACCGUGCUGGCACCGUUGGAGCUACAGAUGGGAAGCUACGCGCCAGGCAGGAUCCUUUCAGGCACAGAAAUACGAGACCCACUUAAGGGUGGAGAGGGGGACGGGCUGCUUGUUCUCUUUUGGAAUGGAAUUAGAAUGCACAUUCCGAACAACCUGGCUGUAUGGAUACCAGCCUCACAUCAUGAGAGAAUCAUCAUGGACCUCCAGUUCGGUGUCCUCAGACCAUGUUGGCUAAGCCACACCCACUGCAGCCGCAUCGACUGGACUCCACCCUGUUGUGUACAUCCACGCCUCUCAGCAACGUAUUCCUCGUGUGGUUGUCCAAUCAGAAGCUGCCCUGCCUUAGCCCCAUGUUUAUUCCCGAGCAGGACAGAGGCGUUGGAGAGAAAAGGCGACCAACUGAAGGAGCUGCAAAGCUCCCAAGAGACAAAGACCCCUUUAUGUUUGCCAUCAUCCUCAGACUCUAGUGAUGACGAGGACGAGGCCCGGAAGGCUACUGAAAAGUUCCAUCCAUCGGGGUCAGAGCUGGUGAGCCGCUCGGUAAACACGGACAUCUCGUGCCUGAAACAGCCCCACACUGAGCCCCAGAGCAGGCCUGCCUGGAGGUACUGGAGAAGAGACGCCCCAGAGCCACACCACAGUCAGCCAGGGGGGCCAGUCAAAACAUCGCCAAACGUAAACAACACUUGGCCUGGAAAAAUCAGUCAUCUGGGGUAUUCCUCAUCCAAAUCAACCCCCACCAAUCACAGCUCAUUAUUUAAACUGGUGCCAGACUCAGUGAAAGCAGUUAAAGCAGGGAUAUUUGGUUGUCCUGAACCAAUGCCUCAUUCUGAGGCAGUAUCUCCACUGGCUUUGGCGCUGAAAGAAAUCUCAGCUAAACCAACGUUAUAAUCAAAAAGCAAGCC
Messenger RNA from Electrophorus electricus (electric eel), 1967 nucleotides. The record is from RefSeq and is a predicted model, not a curated record. Lineage: Eukaryota; Metazoa; Chordata; Actinopteri; Gymnotiformes; Gymnotidae.